AUGUCGGCAUCGUCCCGCCCGCACCAUCAACGUCAGCCUGCUGUCGCUCCUCUCGGCCGCGAGGGCGACGAGCAGCAGCAGCAGCAGCAGCAGAGUAUUCACUUUUCCGAUCGCGCAGUUCUUGGUGAAAAUGAUCCAGAACAUCAAAUUUUGGUUCCAACGUCCCCGGCACAAAUGACGACGAGCAGAACGCAAAGCGAGCGGCUCCGGCUGCUGACAGAGCGCCAGAGUGACGUGCCAGCCCUUGCACCGCCGUCCUCGCCGGGAGGUGUUCUUUCUGCCGGACCGGAGAUGUCGACGAGGGAACAACUGAAUGAAAAUACUUUCGUGCUAGAAGGGGAACAGCAGCAGCUCCUGCAGAGCCAAAGGCAUCACCUUGAGCAAGAGCAGCAAGAGGAGGGUUUAGGGUUCCUCCACGACAAUGAUGUUGGAGAAGGCCGCGGCGUGCCAAAAGGCGAUGAAGACGACAGUGUUAACUUUGGCCUCAUUCUCGGGUAUCGCGAGGUAGUGGACGUCCGGAAAGCAAAGCAACUCGCGCAAAGAGAACGGGAAAGAGCGCGAGCGCAGAUGAAGAUGGGAGCAGAAGAUGUUGCAGCGCGAAGAGGCGGUGACUAUAUGGAAGAAAAAGAUGGUGGUGCGCCUGCGCGUCCACCAGGAAUUGAACAAGAGCAGAAGUACGGAAGCAGGGCAACAUCCCACUCAGAAAUAGGCAGUUUGAUGAGCCUUCGAAGAAGGACCCGAAGCAAGAUAACGAGCACGCAAAGCCAAAAGAUUUCUACCAGGCCGAAGCGCUGCGUCUGCAUGGGCAAAAGGACAAAGAAAUCGCGGCCCGUUUGCGUGAUGCUCCUCCUUUCGAUUUUCGGCGGGGCUUGUCUGGUCAGUCUUGCCGGAUGGCUGCUGUACGAGGAAUUUUUUGCCGGCAAGGAGAGUCCUGCGGUCUGUGGUGCGCGGGUACGCGAUCAAUGGUGUAAGAACCUGCCGUCUCUGAAGUACGACCCCACAGAUCCGACGGAAAGACCCUGGUUUGACCACUGGGCCGGCAUCGACUUGAUGCAAACCGGACCGAAGCGCUUUGGUCUCACCAGCAAGCGUGGCACGCCAGCCGGUGGGCUUUGGUCCAAGCCGAACAAGGCCACAAGGACGGCCAAGGGCUCCUGGGUGUGCAAGAAGAGCACGAACUUGGAGGGGCGAGCCUUCGGGGACCAGCUGCCUUUGUGGAACACGCCGGGUUUGACCGAUCAUGUGAAUCUCGCGGUGGACCUGUUCUGCGGUGCGGACGCGUACGUGGACAUCGAUGGAACGCAGCCCGUUUUCAAGUACCAAAACCUGACCAGAGAGGAAAAGCACGCCGAGCAAAAAAGAAUUGCCGGUCAGGUUCUCCACGACACCUGUUGCCGCGAGACGCAAGAAACCUUUUGCAUCGAGAGGAUGCAGCCACAGGCCGGACGCGACGAAGCGUGCCGCGAUGUGCGGGCGAUGCGCUUCUUCUGGAAGAAUAGCAAUGGGGAGUACAAACAAACAGCGGGGAGCCAAGGGGGUAGUACAAAUACUGAUAAAGGGAAAUCGAAGGGCAUCCAACUGCAAUCUAGUCGUGGUGUUUCGAAGGCCUGGUUUUGUCAAGACUUUAAAAACUCACCCGGUACGUGGCUCCCAGGCCAACCCCAGUGCUUGGUCGAAGACCUAAACUUGGAGGCAGCCCGAGCGAGCGUGCAAGCAGCUUGCAGUACCCACUACCCAAUCCCUACUACUAUUUCGGCGUAUUGCUCUUUGAGUGCGUAGAAAAUGUGCCUCUUUCUUGGAGAUCAUGUAUCAUUGUUCUCGAGAAUCACUACAAGCAGGCACCAGAGUCACAUUUUUUUACCAGGGAGUCCUCCGACUAUGAAUAUCACGAGGACAUUUCUUAAGCUUUGAAUGCGGGUGGGGAUUCCGAUCCAGCACCAACACAAGAAGAAACGAUUCGAUUUUAAAUGACAAGAGAGAAGAAGAAUAUUAUGUUCCUGCGAGAGAAGAUUCUGAUUCAAAGAUCGAG
Molecule: messenger RNA, 2029 nt
Organism: Amoebophrya sp. A120
Lineage: Eukaryota; Dinophyceae; Syndiniales; Amoebophryaceae
Source: the annotation of a GenBank genome assembly